This is a messenger RNA of Clonostachys rhizophaga, 507 nucleotides long. NCBI's taxonomy places the organism in Eukaryota, Fungi, Ascomycota, Sordariomycetes, Hypocreales, Bionectriaceae. The record is from the annotation of a GenBank genome assembly.
AUCCUGCCAUUGAAUCUCAUAGCUGUUCUUUCGACCCAUCAAGGUAGUUUUAGAAAAGAAUUGUUUGCGUUCAAUAGUCUCCAGGUUUCUCCUUCAUUGUCUAAAAUCCGAUCAUACACUAAGAUGGACACCAAGACCCCGGUGCUCACCACCAAGGCUCCCCCACCUCUUCCCGGUAUCUACAGCCAGGCCAUUAUCGCCAAUGGAUUUGUCUACUGCUCCGGCGCUGUUCCCAUGGAUGCAGAGACGGGAAAGAUCAUCGAUGGUGACAUUCAAGCUCACACUCAUCAAUGCAUCAAAAACCUGAGUGCUAUCCUCGAGGCAGCGGGGACAAGCCUCGACAAAGUGGUCAAGGUCAACGUCUUCUUAUCGAACAUGGAUGACUUUGCGAAAAUGAAUAAGGUCUACUCCACCUAUUGGGGUGACAUCAAGCCUUGCCGAAAAUGCGUUGCUGUUAAGACGCUUCCUCUCAACACUGAUCUCGAAAUUGAGUGCACCGCAGUACUG